Molecule: messenger RNA, 4069 nt
Organism: Notodromas monacha
Lineage: Eukaryota; Metazoa; Arthropoda; Ostracoda; Podocopida; Cyprididae
Source: the annotation of a GenBank genome assembly
AUGUCUUUCGGAAUGAAUCCGAAUGACGAUGGGAUGUUCGAAUUCUUGCACAUGGAGCUUGUCGCCAUGCUUUUGGAAAGUGAACCAGGACAAGUGUCCAACCCGAGCAAAGCCGUAGUGUCACACGAUAUUGAACGGAAGGACACUGGAGACGCAGAGACCACGAUUCAAAGCAUCACUCUCUCUUCGAUGGAGUAUAUUGGAUUUUCAACUGGCUACCGUAUGGUCGAACGGUUAACUAAGGAUUGGCCGAGGUUCAAGGACGAAUUGGACACGAUGAAGUUCAUCUGCAAGGAGUUCUGGACCAGUGUGUUCAGGAAGCAAGUCGAUAAUCUUCGAACUAAUAAGCAGGGAGUCUAUGUUCUCCAAGACAACUGCUUUCGAUUUCUGGCGAAGAUUUCUCAAUCGCAACAGUAUAUUGAGUUAUCGCCUAAGUUCGCCGUUUACACGUGUGGUCUGAUCCGUGGUUCAUUGGCGAACCUGGGAAUGACCUGUGCUGUAACAGCGGAAGUUACGUCUCCUCCUGCUUGUCGAUUCCAAAGCUCUGAAAUGGCGGUAAUUGAGGAGGCAUUACCGAAUUUCUGUGAAUUUGGACUUGACGAUCGCCUCACUAAUUCCAUAGCCCGUUUGGGAUGGGAAUGUCCUACUCUGAUUCAAUCGACUGCCAUUCCUCACAUUCUUGAAGGCAAAGAUGUAUUGGCACGAGCGCGAACAGGGUCAGGGAAAACUGGCGCCUUUGCUAUUCCAGCUAUACAGAAAGUGUUGACCGCAAAAAAGGAAAAUGAAGCCAUUGAUGUGGAAAUGGUGAUCUCUGAAUUGGAAGAAAUGUGGUUCCGUACUCAACUCAAUCAGAUGAAAAAGGGGAACCUGGAUCUGAGCAGCCUUUUGCUUCUUGUCGUUGACGAAGCGGACUUGCUCUUCUCGUUUGGUUUCGACAAGGACGUGAAGGAGUUCCGGCGUCUUACUCCUACAACUGGAUUUCAAGUUGUGUUGAUGAGUGCAACUCUGUCUGCUGACGUCUUGAAGUUGAAGAAACUCACUUUGCGGAAUCCAGUGAUACUGAAGCUGAAGGAGGCGCAGGUGAAGUUAUACUUGGAACUAUUCGGCAUUAUGAGCUGCGUCGUGAACUCUGAAUUGCCGGCGAAGUCAAGAUGCCAUAUUGUGUCUCAGUUCAACAGUGGCCUCUAUGAUAUUGUGAUUGCUUCUGAUGAAACCGUGCUGGAGGAAACAGCAGAGUCCACGAAGAAAAAACGGCGAGUGGAUAAGGAGUCCGGAAUAUCUCGUGGGCUAGAUUUUCAGUUUGUUUCCAAUGUGAUCAACCUUGAUUUCCCUGCGGAUGUGGAUUCGUACAUUCACCGGGUUGGAAGAACAGCGCGAGGGAAAAACACUGGAACGGCUGUGUCCUUCGUUGAUCACAAGGAAGUACCUAUAUUUGAAGAAGUUCAAGAAUAUUUGAAGGAUAUGUACGGUCGAAAGAAGGACGUCAGCAAGCCGUUCAAGUUCAAUAUGCAAGAAGUUGAUUCAUUAAGAUACCGAGCGAGGGAUGCGUUCAAAAGUGUUACUCGAAUCGCCGUCAGAGAAGCAAGAUUGAAAGAAAUUCGGUCAGAAAUCUUGUCAUCCGAAAAACUUAAGUCGCACUUUGAAAUGAACCCGAAUGACUACGCCGUCUUGAGACAUGACAAAGCUUUGCAUACGAUUAAAAGCCAGCCGCACUUGAAGGACGUUCCUUUAUAUAUCGUACCGGAUUCUAUCAAGUCGAAUCCUGCCCAAAUGUCUUCCAUCAUGAAGGCAAACAAGAAAUAUAGGGCCGAAGUUAAGAAAGCUGACAAACAGCUGAAAAAGCGGAAAGAAUCCCGAAUAAAACUCAAACGAGAGCUGUUUUCUGAAAGCAAAGACGAAGUUGGUUUAGUGCUUAUGGGCACUCCAGAGUCAAAAAAUCAACUGUUCGUUGCGGAUGAUCCGGAAGGAUAUCGGAAUAUAUCUGUGAUGCGGCCAUUGGCGAAAGUUGAUUUCCAAGCUAUCGAGUUCGUCGAGAAAGAGAUCAAUCCCACUGCGCACGAAGCGGACUGGCUAGAUGCUGUAAUGGUUGCAAUGGAUCUUCUGAAGCGCUCAACAAGUUUCAGAAAGUACGAAACGUUGAAGAUAGUCCUACUCACCGACUUCUCUGGUCCGGUUUGUGUUGAUCAAGUGAGCGAAAUUAUCGCCGGCAUUCGAGGUUUGGACAUUGAGUUUAUGAUCGUGGGCUCCAAGUUGUGGAAGGAGGCGACCAAAGAGGAAGAUCUCGAAUCAUUCGAUGAUGAAGACGACAAAGAUCCGCAGAAUUCCAUUUCUUACAUCGGGAAGCCCAAAACAAAAACUCAAAUCCUCUCAGAAACAACUGCUCAGAAAAUCUUGAAUGAGGUCGAUGGGCGUAAUGCGGACUUCGAAACUAUAAUGGUCACAUUGCAGUUCUUCGUGAAAAAGGAAGUGAAAAGUGGCACGUGGGCUGCUCAGUUGGAAAUUGCUCCGCAGCUUAGUAUCCCUGUUGUAGGGUUCUAUCGUGUGAAAGAAGCUAAAGUGAAAACGUGGGGAAAAGGCUUAGCUGACAAUGUAGAAGAGCGACCUAUCGUGGAACGAUCGCAUCAUCUGAAAGAUGAGGAUCAGACUGAAAUCGAAAGAGAUGAACUCGUUUCCGCCUAUAUGUACGGUUCUACGAAAGUGCCGUUCUCUGAUGAGGAUAAAGCUGGUAUGAUGUAUCAAUCGGGUGAAAAGUCGUUCAAAGUUGUUGGUUUUGUCGACCGUGAUUCCAUCCCUUGGCAUCAUCAUCUCGGUGACGGGGCAAUGUAUUUCGUUGCCCGAAAGGGUGAUCAGCAUGCAUAUACGGCGCUAUCCGCAUUACUAGCCGCACUAGAGGAAACGUCCACGGUCAUCAUUGCAAGGAAGGUUUACAGAAAGAACAGCAAUCCGCAGAUGGGAUUCGCCUUCCCACUUGCGAAGAAGAACGCCUUAGGUUGGAUUGCUAUUCCCUACGCGGAGGACAUUCGUUCGUUCAAGUUUCCCGGUUUGAAAUUGAAGCCAGAAGAAGUCAGUGCCGAGGAUUUGGAUUUGGUCGAUCGUCUGAUUGAUGCCGGAGACCUGAGCGAUCCAGAGAAAUUGAAGGAAGAAGGAAGAUUUUCAUACAGACCGAAAGAUACUCUGAAUCCAGUGAUGCAGAGGUUAUUCGAGUGUUUAACACGGAAAGGUUUGUAUCCUAAGGAGGAGAUCCCGGAAACUGUUGGAGAUCAUCUGGCGCUUUUGAUACAACCCCGAUCUUCGGCGGAAGUUCUGAGAAUCUCAUCUGAGAUUAAAGCACGGUUUCCCCUCGAAGUUCAAGAAAAGAAACGUCAGUGGGCCAGGACCGGGCAUGAGACAUUUGGGAAAAAAGAUGAAAAUGGCGUGCUUGAUCAAGAAACAGAUGCUAAGCGAGCUAAAGCAGAAAUUGAGGAAGUCGAUCCUGUACGACUUGCUUUCGGCGGUGAGCCAGUUGUCAAGGAAAUUGGGGUGACGCAGCCAGUUUCCGAUUUCAAAGAAUUGCUGAAACCGUACAGCGAAAAUGACAACAGUGGACCCGUGAUUGAUAUCAUGAAGCAAAUGACAGCUGUUAUUGAGGACUUGAUUCAUAAAUCACUCGGGUCGGCGUUUUAUGCGAAAGCGUUCAGUUGUUUGCAAGCUCUAAGAGAGGAAGCCGUCCGCAGAAAUGCUGAAAUUUUCAACUCAUUCAUCCACCAGCUGAAAGUCGUUGUUCUGGCGAAAAAACGAGAAAGCUUUUGGAAGGAUUUUGUCCAAGGAGAGAAUGCGGGCUUGAUAACCUCGUCAGAAAAUAGUAAAUCGGGAGUUUCUGCUGCGGAAGCAAAGCAAUUUCUCUUGGACAUCCCGCGUGAAGAGGCUGAAGCAGAAGAACCUGAGAAUGAUGAUAUCGAUGAUUUGAUUUGAAGGAUGAUUCACAUUCCCGUGCUAUUUCUACGACUGGAACAGCAUUCAUCAAUUCAUGCACAUCGUUUACCACAUUAUUAUAAUUUUUUUCACUUGAUGUGCGAUUUUUUAGUGGGGC